AUGUCUCACCGGCAGCGCAGCCCGCUCAGGCCAUCGGCUCCUUGGACUCAAGGAAGAAAGCGAGGCGUAGACGGCAAGCACAGAAGCACACACGACCUCAGUGCACCCACUCCUCACAGUGAAAAUACAUGCAAUCCUUUAGACGGACGGACAGACAGUUUCACAACGCCCGAAAGCCAUAAACCUCAUCCAAGGUGCUUAGACUGGGCGACUGCUGUUGAAGAGGAUGAAAUGAGGACUAACGUUACUCAAGAAAUGGCAAGAUACAAAAGGAAACUUUUGAUGAACGAGUCUGGAAGAGAAAGAAAGCUGUCCACAGGAAGCUCUGAUUCCAAGGAGUCCACAGGAGCCAUGGAACUGGAGACUGACGAAGUUGUUUUGAUGAGGAGACAGAAGCAAAUAAAUUAUGGGAAGAACACGCUGGCAUAUGACAGAUACAUUCGAGAAGUUCCAAAGAGUUUACGAGUUCCCGGAGUCCAUCCGAGGACUCCCAAUAAAUUCAAGAAAUACAGCCGAAGAUCUUGGGACCAACAAAUCAGGCUUUGGAAGGUUGCGCUGCAUUUUUGGGACCCUCCUGCUGAAGAAGACUGAAGCUCACAA
Messenger RNA from Euleptes europaea (tarantolino), 600 nucleotides. It is a transcript of the gene SLBP, whose product is annotated as stem-loop binding protein. Gene Ontology annotation, cellular component: cytoplasm; histone pre-mRNA 3'end processing complex. Gene Ontology annotation, molecular function: histone pre-mRNA stem-loop binding; mRNA binding. NCBI's taxonomy places the organism in Eukaryota, Metazoa, Chordata, Lepidosauria, Squamata, Sphaerodactylidae. Gene Ontology annotation, biological process: mRNA transport; mRNA 3'-end processing by stem-loop binding and cleavage. The transcript is spliced from 6 exons. The record is from RefSeq and is a predicted model, not a curated record. The coding region runs from base 1 to 591 and encodes 196 amino acids.